This is a messenger RNA of Hibiscus syriacus, 719 nucleotides long. RefSeq lists its product as uncharacterized. The record is from RefSeq and is a predicted model, not a curated record. The coding region runs from base 39 to 719 and encodes 226 amino acids. The transcript has 4 exons. NCBI's taxonomy places the organism in Eukaryota, Viridiplantae, Streptophyta, Magnoliopsida, Malvales, Malvaceae.
UUGCAUGAUACUGAAGGCCUUGCUCAAAAGUUUUUGUCAUGAGAAAAAUGAGCAGAAUGAGCAAUCUCAGGAUGUUGUCUUACAUUCGAGGUCUGGUUCUCCAGACAACUCAGCUGCCCUGCAUAAGGACCAAAAGUCAAGUUCUUCAGAUCUAUGUUCAAUUGCAAAGGAGGAAAACAAUGGAUCCAAUGUUACUCCCAAAGAAAAAAAUUACUUCAUCAAAUCCAAAUAUGGAGCCUGAAGUGAAGAAAGCAAAUAAUUUGGAAACACUAGCUAAUGCUGAGGUCAGUGAUCUGAUGCUGCAUUCCCUGCUGCCACAAGCUGGCCAAUUUGAUGAGAAGAGCAUUGUAACCAUGCUUGAUUUAGAAACUAUCAAGAAGCUCAAAGAAAGUUUUAGUACUAUUAAGGAUAAAAAUGCAAUCCAGCAUUUUUCUCCCAAGUAUGGAAGGAAGAGAACAAAUGGCCUAAACUGGACUAAGGAUAAGGAUGCAGCUGCACAGAGUGUGAAUAACUUAGACCUGGAUCCUUCAAAAUAUUCAGCUGACCACCUGAACAAGAAGAAAAAGUUAAAUUCUUCUAGUUUGAAAAUCAUGAGUGAGGAAGCAACAAUGCACACUUCUAUAUCUGCCUCAGAUAUGUUAAUCAUAGAUUCAUCAUCAAAUUCAAUGGGGAUAAUAGCAGAUCUCAGCAAGAAAGUGAAGGUAUGGCCAGCUAUCUAA